Molecule: messenger RNA, 903 nt
Organism: Fusarium poae
Lineage: Eukaryota; Fungi; Ascomycota; Sordariomycetes; Hypocreales; Nectriaceae
Exons: 4
Coding region: 1-903 (300 amino acids)
Source: RefSeq, a predicted model, not a curated record
AUGGAGGCUCGUUCAUCAGAAAAAAUGUCCACCGGUUCUCUCUUCCUCAGAAUGAUCGGCGUCGGUGAGGCCAGGAUUGGUAUGAUAUGGUUCAUGCUGGCCAUUCUUUUCGGCUUCAUAGCCAACAUCGUUGUCCUCGUUGGCUGUGCCUCACCUGAGACGCAAUCAGUCUAUCUCUUCAGAGUCGGAAGCGCGGAGCUUGUAAACGCAACCGCUAAUGUUACUGGUAUCUCUCCAAAUAAGCUGCAAACAUUCGAGCUUCCCGAGUACUGGUAUUGGGGCCUCUCAGGCGUGUGUAUGAACGUCAGAACCAGGAAUCUGUUCGACGUUGAAGAGAAAAUCACCUGCAAACAGAGCUUCCCACCCGUGUUCACCAUCGAAGACAUGAUUUCUUUCGCCGCCGAGGCACAUCUCGGGGACAACAAGAAUACGACAGUCAAGACCAAGAUGAUGGAACCAUGGACGAAUGCACUUGCAAAGAUGCAAGACGAUCUUGUCGAACCGUCCCGCCCCAGAGACCUCAUGCGAGCUGCGGCUGCCUUUUGUGUUCUUUCGACCAUCCUGGCUUCUAUCAUUUUAAUCCUCACUGCACUGUACCUUACCAUUCUACGCAACUUUCUUAGGCGCUGGAUGCUUUACGCCCUCGCCUUACUUGACGCAUUGUUGUUCACUGGUUCAGGAGUCAUGAUCGGCUAUGCUAUGCGCGAAGGCCCGAUGGGGAUUAUCGAACUUUCUGGUAUACCCCAAGGACAUAUAUAUGGAGCUGGCAAUACCGCCUUUACCUUGGGUGCUCUAGUCAAUGUUGUUGCUUAUGUGGUUCAAGACUUUGCUGGUAUCGACAACUGCGAAACAGUACAAAAACAAAAGGGACAUCGCCCCAAAUCUCUAGUCAGGUUAAUGUAA